UGUGACUGAAUUUUAUUUGUUUUAAAAGUUUAUAUUUUGUACAGGUAAUCCAAACAAUGGUGUAUGGGUGUAUAAACCUACAACCCUAGAUUGAUGAGGCUGACUCUUGACAGAGGUCAUUUGUUUAAAGGAGUCGGUUAUCCAAUCAGCAACCAGCAUGAGAUAUGCAUUGACCAAUCAGCAUCAAGUAUUGGAUAUUGAAGUGAGCCAGUGAUUAUACUGUAAAGACUUGUGUACACUAGUCAAUAUAACAAAACUGGUAGUGUAUCAUAUAGUAUAUACUGUAGUGUUUUAUCUUUUGCUGACUAUUUACAUUUAUAGUUUAGGUGUGUAACAAACAGAUCUCGAUAUUAUUGUAUACAGUCAAUUGUGUGACAAAUUUAAUACGGGCUGAGGGAAAAAAAAACGAAUGAAAUUUUAAAGUUUUUGUGUUUCGCAGUUUUUAAGCCUGUUACAAAAUUCUUCAGUUGGAUAGUGUUAAUAGUUUGUUGGAAAUUUGAGAACGGAUAUAGUUUUACGACUAAGUGAUUGUCACAGGCAAGUGUAGAUUACGCUAGUAGAAGGCCUAAGGCAGGUAUAUUACUUUACGGAGAUAAUUUGUGAUAGAUAUAUGACCAGAUAACAUUGUCGUGUGUUAUUCUGACGGAAUAUUAAACUUUGAUAAUCACCCGAUGCAUUUUUGAUACCCCCCUUUACUCAUUAAUAUAUUUAUUUCUAUGGUGCAACCGAGCCGUGGAAUCUAUUGCACAGGUGGAAUAUUUUGAAAAGAAAAUUAUAAAUUUUUAAAAAGGAAAAUAUCAGACUUUUCAAGUUGGUGAACCAUUGGAUAGUAGAAGGAUUGGAAAUAAUAACCUAUUGUUUAGUGUCAUCAAUAUUUUUGUUUCACGGAUUUCUUAAUUGUAGUGAAACGCUUGCCACAGAGGAACUUUUUGGAAUUACGUGUGAAAAAUAUUGCGGAUUUUAAUCUAUAAACUGCGACUGAAGUGAUAGACGCUGAUUGGAUAUCGGCUUUUCUGUUGACAAGUGCUUUAAAAAAGUGUUUAAACUGAUGUAAAGAUUUGGGAAGAUUUCAAACGCGGGAUUAUAACAUAUUUACAGAUUGGGAGUUACUAUGUAAAAUGAGCAAACAAGCCCCAGUUUAAAGCUAUGGGGCAGAGGAAUAACAAACUGGAAGUGUUCGUUUUCAUUCUGCUAACCUCUUUAUACAUCAACCAAGUUGAUGCCAACCCAGAGCCUGCCUCACCUGUACAGGGUCACUCUUCCAGUAACAAGCAUGAAUCACCACAAAUCAUUGAAGGACCACAAGAUGAGUUUUUUGCCAGGAACCUGCCAGGAAGUCUGAAUUGUCAUGCCACAGGAAAUCCACCACCAACAAUCACAUGGUACCAGGACGGGAAGGAAGUAGAGUUUGACAAGGAUCAUUACAGGAUGAUGUUGCCGGCUUCUGGUCAACUAUUUUUCCUCCGCUUUAUUUACACGAAGAAUCAAACUCAUGUUGGAACAUACCACUGUAAAGCUAAGAACAUGUUUGGCGAGGCGGUCAGUAGAAGUGCCACUGUUAAAGUUUCAGUGAUCAAAGACGACUUCCGACAAGAACCAGUAGACACAACACGAUCUAUACACUCUACUGUAACCCUGCACUGUAGACCUCCAAGAGGGGAACCAGAUCCUACAAUCUCAUGGCAACACAACGACCGACCUGUACAAUUAGGAGACAGAAUCACGCAACACAAGGACGGAGAUCUGACAAUUACCACACUGACAACACAGGACAGCGGGGAAUAUGUAUGUUUGGCAACUAACACGGCCGGAGUACGACAGAGCUCACCAGCGCAGCUUAAAGUUCUAGAAGUUCCAGAAAUAACCGGUUAUCCGGAGGGUGUAGUGGCAGAAGAAGGUGCUACGAUAGAAUUUCACUGUGAGGUACUUGGUGAGGCUGAUAUAACAUGGAAUAAAGAGGGCAGUACGGUCAAACAGCAGAACUGGCAUCAGUUACCAGACAACACACUACGUAUAGAGAAUGUCAAGGCAGACGAUGAGGGAGAAUACAUCUGUACCGCAAGAAACACAGCCGGUGCCGUAAAGGCAGCCGCCACUCUAAAAAUAGAAUACACACCACGAUUUUUAGUGAGACCUCAUAAUCAGGUGGUAGCAGUGGGUCGUACCAUUUCUCUACAUUGUUCGGCAGCCGGCUACCCUCAGCCAACCAUAUAUUGGGAGACCAAAGCCCAGGAUGUUCUCAUGUUUGUCAAAUACAGAGAGGGAAGAUUCUCCGUGUCCGAGGAUGGUACGUUAAGAAUCGAGCGAAUACAAAAAUCUGACCAGGGCUCUUAUUCUUGCAUUGCUUAUAGUUCCAAAGGAAAAGCCCAGGCUUCUGUUGAUAUCAGUGUUCGAGAGGAGAAUGACGUUAUUUUUCCAGACAAUGACCUUCGGCCUCCGCCGAUCAUCAGGUUCGGACCAAUCAACCAGACUUUGGAAGAAGAUGCUGUAGCUCUGUUACGUUGCCAGGCAACCGGAGAUCCAAAGCCAAUCAUCCGCUGGUACAAGAAUGGUCGCUCACUGGACAAGAAGGAUGCUCGCUAUUUGUUGCUUGAUUCAGGAACCUUGCAAAUUUCAAGUUUGAAAAUUUCUGACUCAGGCAAUUACAUGUGCAAGGCUGGUAGUGAAACAGGGGAAACAACUAUGUCAGCAAAAUUGAUUGUUGAAUCUGAGGGGAGGAGUUUUAUAAAAACUCCGCCAGAUCUUACGGAGUUCCCGGCAGCCCCUGAGAAGCCUAUUGUUAGUGAUGUUACAGACACAAGUAUCAGGUUGACAUGGGAACUGAUCAGAAACACAGGGGCAUCACCUGUUGAGUCAUACCAAGUAGAGUACUUUGCUUACGGUCUGUCAGAGUCGUGGAAGAAUGCCGGGGACAAGUAUACUGAAACUGAUGUAAUCAUACAAGGAUUGGUUCCCAACACAACUUACAUAUUCCUUGUGAGAGCAAUAAACAGCCAUGGAAAAGGGGGACCCAGCCCACUGUCUGAGAUUAUUCGAACACUUGACAAAGGACAUGAUAUGGUACCAAAGGUAAACCUUCCUGUGGAUGAAAUUAAAAAUAGGUUACGGGAUAUUCAAGUCUCCUUGCUACGUGGUGGAGCUGUUAACUCCAGUGCUAUCAGAAUUAGUUGGAUGGUGAACAAUGAGAACAAGGUUGUUACAGGAUUUGUGGUCCAGUACAGGCACAUCCUGAACAUGGGUGACCGAUUUGACCAUCGAUACGGUCAAACUGUGAUCAAACGUGUCCCAUAUAGACCUUUGUCACAUAUCAUUACUGGGCUAGAGAGUUAUGAAUAUUAUGAAAUAUGUGUAAUGGCAGCCAGUGACACUCUGACAUCACCAUGUAGUAAACCAAUGAAAAUACAGUCUGGUGAAUCAGUUCCAACACGACCACCAAAGGAUACUGUUAUACAGAGAAUAAGUGACUCGGAAGUUAUAGUGAAAUGGUCUGCACCCGAUAUAGAGCACCGGAAAGGGGAAAUCAUUGGUUAUCAGAUCAAGUGCAGGAGCGAAGAUGGUGUACACAACUGUAGUAAACACACAAAUGGUUCCACUUAUGAAAUAAAAAUAGAAGGACUGGUUCCCGGUGUAAACUAUAAUAUUGAGAUAGCAGCACAAACACAGAAAGGCGUCGGAAAAUUUAGUUCUGCUCUAACUGUUGGGCCUGAUGAUAAUCAAAUCACAAAGAAGGCAUGGUUUAUUGGUAUGAUAGGAGCAUUGGGUGGUAUCCUGUGGCUAGGAUUGUGUAUAUUUACUGUAUGGUUAUGUAAGAGUAGAAAAAGGAGGAAAAAGUUGAAGGAGCAAUGGUAUACUGGUGGUCCCAGAACAAGUGACAAAUCCCAGGACAGGAAUGGAAGUGUUGUUAGGAAAGGCUAUGGUGUUAAAGAUGGCAACUUUCAGGAUACUAAUGAUGGCAAUUUACCGCCGGAGUACAACACGUUAUUACAGCAGUCACAACAUGAGAGUAGUGAUAACCAGUCGGAUACGAUGUAUAACAUGGCUAACCAUCCUGAAAUGAAGACGUUCUAUCAGCAGUCCGGUCCUGUGACCCCUUAUGCCACUACGGCACUGCUGCAGGCACAGGCUCAAGCACAAAACUCAAGAAAAAUGUCUGGUGAGCAGUUGUUUCGUCCAAUUAACCCAAAUUGUAAACAGUAUAGUGGUGGUUCUGGGGACUCUGCCACUGACAGAUCUAUCACUACAGAUGAGAAUGGUAUGCUGAUAAAGCAGCUAAGGAAGCCAGGCUAUAGACCAGGAAUGCCACCACAGAACCAGCCUAUAGUUAACUGGAACGAUGUCCUGCCUCCACCACCAAAUCACCCUCCUAGUGAUGGAGAGUAUUUGCAAGACGAUCAGCUAUAUUCGGAGAUACCAGAAGACCGAGCCAGAAGUCCACUAUCACCUGUCUCGUUGGCACAGAUGUCAGCUUGCUCAUGUCCAGUGUCGCAUCCUCACCAAAUGCAAAAUUUUAGCCCCGGGGCUUAUUCUGAUAACUGUAACAGGUGUAUGUCAUUAAGAAACUUUGAAAAUAGGCCCUACUCUCCGCAACAACUUGCCCAGAUGCAGAGACAGCAUGUGUUACCCCCAAAUAUUUCAAGAACCCUAGGUGCCCCUCCCCGAGGAGGUACACAAAGAGGAGGGACACCGGUUUAUCUUCAUGGAUAUUCACAGCCGUGGGAUUCUCAGCCCCUUCCAAGAGGACCGUACGAGUAUGACUAUGCCCAAGUACCGAGGGAGGACGGUUAUAAUUACACCCAACCUAUCCAGGAUGGUUUAAUUGAUAGAAAUAUUGAUCCUAAUGACUCUUCUGUUAUACCCUAUCACGGGCCUCCAAGAGACUUUUCAAAUAUCCCUGGUGGGCCUCCAGGGAAUUAUUGUGAAGGGCCGUGUAGGGGUCAAAUGAAUAAUUUAAAUGCUAGUUACCAUAGAAAUAGAGGUGAUAAUACACAAGCUCCCUAUUUGGAAGGUUAUAAGAUUGAUUCACCACCUUCAAGUUCUAGUGAAUAUCGUGUGUGUAAUAGUGGAGGAAGUUCAGCGGGUUCAGCUAAGUCUAGAGGUGGAAUGAAGGGACGGUCGUCCUCGGAGGGGAACGACUUGAAGGACAAACAGUAUCAUGUUGGUCCUGAAACACAGUGCAGACCUUUGAUGUACCAUUCAAGGUCAGAGAAUUCACCUCCUGGACAUUGUAUGAUAGAUGAGGGGUACUCGAGGAAUGCUGAUUCACCAAUAUCAGAGGAUCCUGAUUAUGCUGAGGAGAUAGAUAAUGAUGUAGACAGAAAUAAUGAGAGAGAUUCCAUGGUAGCUAACUGGGAGAGCCAGGAGGACUGCAGUGAACUACAUUCCAGUUCCAGUAACGUAUCAGAGGAAGGUGACAACCAGUUCCUGAACGAGGAAGACUUUGCUAGUGCUGUUGCUAGAGCAGCAGAGUUGUCUGGCCUAACUGUAGUGGGUACCACGGUCAGUGACCCAAAUCCCAAACAACAAGGGAAGAAAACAAAGCGGCAUCAUCGGCAAGCUCGGCCUAUAAGUCCUGGGUACAGUACCGACAGUAAUUACGGUACAGCUGACAUACCACAUAAACCGUAUCCCAAGUCACAGCGUCGGAAACAGCUCGCUGAACAGGGUAAACUGAAAAAGAAGGGAGAUAACACUAGCAACAAGGAUGAUAGUUCUAACACGGUAGACACAACUAAUGAAAUUCCCUCCCCUGAUACUAAAAAUGGGUCAGAAAAACACGGGUAUAUCAACCCCUUACCAUCCAGCCCUGCCAAAUCAGAAGUUCCCUCCCUUUACAGAAGCCACAGAUCACCAGGGGGAGGCACUGGACAAGAAGUUCAACAAAAUUCUGGGAAUACUGGAAACAAACUAGGAAUGUUUAACUUUGGAGAUGAUAUUCCAGUUGUCUGAUAUAGGGAGAGUGUUUAGAGAUGAGGAGAAAAUACUCAAUAGUUAUUUCACCAGAAGAGAUUUAAAACUCAUUUCCUGUUGGGAAUUAUGGGUUGAAAUAAAGGGAGACAACCAGACUGACUUUCCAUGGAAGAUUAUUGGAAAAUGAGUUGUUCAGCUUUUCCCAGAGAUGAGAAAAAAAUCCCAUACCAUUUGAGUAGCAACAUGUGUAGCAGACGACAUAUUUGAAAACUAUGCUGAGACUUUAUAUGUCAGUGUGUAAAUGGUCCAACUGGUUUAUACAGAUAAAAUGGCAUAAUUUUGUGUAGAAAAUUUUGAAAUAUUAGUUGUAAACCAAAGAGUAUAGUAUUGAAUGUACUAAAUUAUUUAUUUCAUGGUCGAUUGAGUAGAAAUCCUGCCAUAUACCAAAAAAAAUAAAGACUUGUAAUAUAUAUGAGUAUUAUAUGAUAUAAUGUCAAAUUGAAAUCCUGUGUAGAUGUGAAAUAUGGGUCAGUGUGCUCUAUACAAGGUUGUGUUAAAGAAUCGUAACUUUAGCCAAGAACUUUAGCUAAGUACUUUAACAGAGUACUUACGAACUUUAGAACAUUACGGGUUACACAUUUCUCUGUUACUCCAUUACAGGCGGUAGAAUUUGCCCGUCUGCAAGUUAUUUGUAUGUGACUUGUCUGCAAGUAAUGUGUAAAUUGUGUGCUUGCAAGUAAUGUGUAAGUUACUUGUCUGCAAGUUAUAUAAACGUUUUGUGAAAGAUAAAAGAGGAAAUUAGAAUUUUUGUGGCAUAGAAUAAACGUUAGAUGCUUGGGAGGCAUAUGGGGCUCAGUUAUAGUUUCUUGACACAAAGUUAGCAGAGCCCACUUGCUGAAGAUGGCAGGUUUUUGAUAUGAAAAGUGAAAGCAGAAGUAAUAGUAUGGAGCAUGUAUUCAACAUGUUGAUUGAUGUGUGCCGGAAAAGAAAAUAACCAUGGAUAACUGUGAUACUGGAGUGGUUGCAGAGCAGCCAUUUUAUAUAAUGUACAUGUAUGUAAAAAGGAAACUUUAUAAAAUGUUUGUGUUCUAUAGAAGACUGAUAAAUGUGCUAAAUUUGCUAAGUUUAUGAUUUUAUGUAAAGUUUUUGAUCUAUGUUGAGUCAAAAUAUUGUAUUUGACUUUUUUUUGUAUUUUGGCUAUAUUCAGCAUUGCUUACUGUAGUCGGCUAUAACUCUGUACUUGUAGAUAUAUGUACCUCAGUGCGAGGCUAAUAUUUCUGAUGAUUUAUAUAAUAUAUACAUGUACAUGCAGUAACACCAGUCUCAACUGGGUCUAACUUACAGUCUAAGCUUUGUUUUCUGUUAUUCUGUCUGUUUAAAGCCAGCAUUUGAAAUGUCUGCUAGGAAAAUGUGAUAGUUUUUGUCACAUAUAUAAGUUCUCUUUUGUUAGUUUGAAUGAAAAAUUUCAUUGAAAACAAGAGAGGAAAGAAUUAAUCUGACAGAAAGCAAAAUUUUAAUUUGUAACAUUUUUAAGAAGCAGUAGAAAUUUUUUUUACUAUGUUUUGAUGGUGGGUGUCAAUCAAGUUACAUUUCAAAUUUAAUUUUAUAACUAUAGAUUCUUUCAUAUGAAUUAGCUAUCCAGCUAGAUGAUGGAAGGUGGCACCUGGGGUCUCCCUCCACCAGUUAAGCUAGAAAGUCACCAUAUUAUAUUUACAGUGUGGGUAUGACUGAAAAAAAAUCCAAUAUCGAAAUUAUGUUCUGUAAUUUAUAUUCUGUUAUUUCAUCAGUGUAAGAGUUACUGCCAUCCAUAGUACAUCUAGCUAUGAAAUUUCUUCAUCUUUUUAAAGUUUGUUCCACCCUGAACUUCUUUAAUUCUUCUGCUGAGCUUAUUUUUUUAAACAAAUUUAAAAAAUGCUGCUGAUUCAAAUUAUUUUAAAUAGCAUUAUUUUGUUACAUACCAUUAUUAUGUAUUGUAUAUGUCCAUGUACAUAAAAAAUCUCAUUAUUAAGAAUUUUUUAGAUUAAACUAAUGGAUUGAAUUUCAUAUUUAAAUGUAAUAAUUAUCAUUUUAUAAAUACUUCAUUUUUAUACACCAUUGAUAAACUAGGAUUUUAUACCAUUGAGAUGUUAUGGUUGAACACCAUUGUAAAGCAAGGGUUUUACAUAAUAGAUAUAGCUAGGAUUUAAACCAGUGUGAAAACUAGGAUUUUUAUACCAUUGUGAAAGCUAGGGUUUUUAUACCAUUGUGAAGUUAGUUGUGAAAGAUUUGUAUACAGAUCCCUAAAUUAAAUAGGUACUAACCAUAUGUUAGUUCUGCUCAGUUUUUGUUUGAUUCAUCUUUAGGUACAGAUAGUCAAAUGUGUAUUAUGUCCGUAAAUAAGAUAUAUUUUUAAUGUACUAUAGAAUGAAAAAUAUGUUACAAACCUUUAUUAUAUAAAAGUAUGAUGCUCUUAUAAAUUUUUAUUUAGUGAAGGGAUUCGAAAUUUAUUCUCAAUUUUUGUUUUCGUAUUUUAGCGGGGACUUCUAGCUUUUUCUUUGACAAAAAUGUUAUUUUAAACAUAUCUAGAUAUCUAGUUAAGUGUAGCAGUCAGUGUCGUUUUAUUUGUAAGCUCUGUUUUAAUGUGAAUAUUAUGUCAAGAAAACCAAA
Molecule: messenger RNA, 8553 nt
Organism: Ruditapes philippinarum (Manila clam)
Lineage: Eukaryota; Metazoa; Mollusca; Bivalvia; Venerida; Veneridae
Product: roundabout homolog 2-like
Exons: 28
Coding region: 1147-5946 (1599 amino acids)
Biological process (GO): axon guidance; dendrite self-avoidance; homophilic cell-cell adhesion
Cellular component (GO): plasma membrane; axon
Molecular function (GO): cell-cell adhesion mediator activity
Source: RefSeq, a predicted model, not a curated record